Messenger RNA from Blepharisma stoltei, 681 nucleotides. The record is from the annotation of a GenBank genome assembly. Lineage: Eukaryota; Ciliophora; Heterotrichea; Heterotrichida; Blepharismidae.
AUGAAGUCAAAUAGCAAUUUAAGAGAACAAAUCUUAGAACUUUCUAAACAAAAUAAGGCUAAGAAAAAGUCGCUAGACAAAACUAUUGAAGAAGAAAAAAGCAGAAUCUCUCUGUGAAACAUCGAAAACGCAGAAAAAAUAAAGUAAUUUUAUAUCAGGCUGCAUAUAAAAAAGAAAAAUUCGUUAGAAGACCGAAUCAUACAAAAAAUUUUCCCAAUUCCUAAAAAUAACGAUAUUUCUCCUUAUACAUCACUUGAUUAUGGCUAUCCAAAAGAAGAAAAAGUGCCUUUAUACAACCAAAAUAUCAAAAAAUUCCAGAGCUUCAGCCUGGCAAGUCCAGUAAGUGAAAUUAAAACUGAACGAAAAUCUGAGGUAAAAAUAUCUGCAAGAAGGGGUCAUUCUCUGUCUCAAAGUCGUGGAAUGUCACCAAAACUGAAUAAAAAUAGAGAAAAUAGUAGCUCACACAGCUCUCUAUCUUACAGAGGCAGCUGAAAAAUUAACAGGAAAAACAGCAAAGAAAAGCUAGUUCAUUCAAAAUUCAGUGUAUAUCAAUCUGCCAUGAAAAAUUUCCGAGUGAAAAAUAUUCGCGACAAAGAAAAGCAAGACAUCAAUAAAUCUCUUGAUCACAUAAAUGAAGUAAUACAAAAGUCGAAACAAAACAGAAUAAAGAGACAGAUUUAA